Messenger RNA from Anarrhichthys ocellatus (wolf-eel), 993 nucleotides. Its product is annotated as GTPase IMAP family member 7-like. The transcript is spliced from 2 exons. Gene Ontology annotation, molecular function: GTP binding. The record is from RefSeq and is a predicted model, not a curated record. NCBI's taxonomy places the organism in Eukaryota, Metazoa, Chordata, Actinopteri, Perciformes, Anarhichadidae. The coding region runs from base 1 to 993 and encodes 330 amino acids.
AUGGAUGCGCUGACUCCAUGGAGGAUUGUAAUACUGGGGAAAACUGGAGCUGGGAAGAGCAGCCUGGCUAACACCCUAUUGGGGGCAGAUGUGUUCAACAUAAGCCAUUCUUCCAUCACCGACACGAGUCGUUCUCGUGCCGAAACCAAAUCUGUCAACGGGAGAAGCAUCAAAUUGAUCGACACUCGCAGUUUUUUUGACACAAGUGGGUCUGAGGCAAUGCUCAAGGCUGAGAUAGUGAGUUGCAUCACCGAGUGCGCUCCUGGGCCUCACGCCUUUCUCAUUGUGCUUAAAGUGGAGAAAUUCACACAGCAAGAGAAGGACGUCAUUGAUAAAAUAUGCCAAGAUUUCUCUGAGGAAGCUCUCAAAUACACCACAGUCGUCUUCACUCAUGGUGACGAGCUCUCGGAAGGAACGACAAUCGAGGAGUUUGUGAGUGAGAAUAGAGAUCUGAGUGCUCUGGUGAAGAAGUGCGGAGGCCGCUGCCACGUGUUCGAUACUAAAUACUGGAAGAACAGCGGAGAGGACGACUACAGAAGUAACCAGUUGCAGGUGGCAAAGCUGCUCGACACACUGGGCGAGAUGAUCGAGGCAAACCACGGAAGCUGCUACACCAAUGAGAUGCUACGAGCAGUGAAACAAGAAAUAAAGAGAGAGGAAGAGCUCAUCAGGCAGUCAUCAGGGAAUAUGUCACAGGAAGUGAUGAGCAACAAAGCUAAAGAUACUGUUUUUAACAGGUUACUGAUCAGAGUUGCAAGUACUGCAACAGGUGCGUUGUUGGGAGCUUUGCUUGGUGUGGGAAAGAUGGUCGCAGCAAUUGUUUGCCAGGAUGUUCCAGAUGCAACAUCCCUACUAUCAAAAGUAAAAGAAGUGGCUGCAACGGCUGCUUUAAGUGGGGUAGUAACGGGCGUUGAGAUAGGAUACGAUGCAGCGGAAGGAGCAGUAAGUCCAGGGGAAGCCAUAAAUAAGACACUGAAGGGUCUGUGGAAGUAA